Fomitopsis serialis is the source of this 495-nucleotide messenger RNA. RefSeq lists its product as uncharacterized. The annotation marks the transcript as partial. Lineage: Eukaryota; Fungi; Basidiomycota; Agaricomycetes; Polyporales; Fomitopsidaceae. The transcript is spliced from 3 exons. The record is from RefSeq and is a predicted model, not a curated record.
CUGCUUAUCUUCAUUGCAUCUAUAGUCGUGGCCGUCUUUACACUCAUUGCGGCUGGCUCACCGAACGGCGACUUCUUUGAGGGAAUCGCCGUGGAUUUCGGCACAUCUUACUACGCACUGACCGUCAGCUUGAACAUAAUCGUCACCAUUCUCAUCUGUGCACGCAUGCUCUACAUGUCCAAAGGAGUCAGUGCCGUACUCGGGCCGGAAAACUCCAAGUUGUACACCGGCCUGACGGCCAUCUUCGUCGAAUCUGCGGCCCUAUACAGCCUAGCAGGGAUUAUGUUCAUAAUACCUUACGCUCGGAAUAGCCAGACGGCGAUCAUUUUCGGAGACAUCUAUGGGGACGUGUCAUGCCUAGCGCCAAUGUUGAUCGUAUAUCGCAUCAUUACCAGGAGAGCCUGGGGAAAGGACACCGUCGACAUGGCCGUUUCUUCGGUGUUAUUUGCACAGGGCACCACUUCAACGAGGCAGGAGACGGAGAGUCGGGAAUGA